Sparassis crispa is the source of this 3669-nucleotide messenger RNA. RefSeq lists its product as hypothetical. The transcript has 13 exons. The record is from RefSeq and is a predicted model, not a curated record. The coding region runs from base 1 to 3669 and encodes 1222 amino acids. NCBI's taxonomy places the organism in Eukaryota, Fungi, Basidiomycota, Agaricomycetes, Polyporales, Sparassidaceae.
AUGAACGCGUUUGACAUCGCGACGGUUCAAGUGUUUGAUUCGGCGCAGGCUAGCGCUUCUAGCGCGAAUCCUGGUAGUGUCAGGCGGAAAUGUUGUCGCACGUAUUGCACGAAUGUGCUCGAGCUGGGGUCUCCAUAUAAGAUCUGCCGGGAAUGUCGCGAGCCCACGAAGCAGAGACUGACACAGCGGGAAAUGACGCAGACGAUCACGACGUGCAUGUCGUGCUUCAUUACAGUUGAAAUUCCGUCCGACUUCCACGCAGGGCAGGUCGUCAUGUGCAAGAAAUGCUACGAGCGAAGGACCGCCGCGAAAACCCGCGACGCGCCUACGGCAUGCCCCUCUAGCCAGAACGCGGCUCCUCAGCGGUCGUAUACCACAGCGGAGAUUGACGCGAUCAGGGAGGCGGACGCGUUCACUCUCGCCGCUGCUCCGCUGGUGCAUCCCGCGCACCUGGACGUGUUGAUUAACAGCAAUUACAGGCAGCAGCUGAAUCCCCUCGACACGGAAUCAUAUCCAAUCGUGAGCCGGCUUGAGGCUUUGCGUCGUGCCGGGCCCGUGUUGGCGCAGUACCAGCAGCGCCAUGUUAUUCCUCGUGUCCCCUUAUUUCUCUGUCUCAACUCUCGCGGAGAAUUCGUCGCGCCCGAUGUGCUGUCUUCCUCACCGACCGCAACGACUUCGGCUAUAACACCCUCAGCGAUCUCGCCUAUCACAACCCCGUCGCUCUCUCACGAUCCAAUAUCGAUACCUGCUGUACCUCGCCACCCUCACGAAAGACUUGUCAGGAAAAAGCAUACCAGGCUGCAUCCAACCGUACCGCGGAUGUGCAUGACCUUCGGGUGCGGCAAGACACUCACGGUCAACCACCCAUCCACACUAUGCGCGGAGUGCAUGCUCAGACGAGAACGGUCAUCGAACUCUAAGCAGGGCUUUUCGAAUGUAGCAGCACAGUCUCCCGUGGAGAAGACGCAAUGUGCUACCCUCACCCCGACUUUGGCCGAUGCGACGAACGGGUCCUUCUUGCCUAGCAUGCCUGCUUUGCGUACUUUCCCUUCUCAAGCACUCUCAGAGGUUUCGUCUGCGCAUGGUGCUGUCCCUGAUUCAAUUGAUCCUCACCAACUAUUAGCAACAGACCGUCGUAUGGACGUCAACAAAUUUUUAUUCGCUCAUCCAGAUGCUAGAUCCAAGCUGUCGGGACAGCAGAGCACGAUUUCAGUACACUCGGCACCCUCGGCACGCGUAGAUGUGCCGAUGUCCACAAGCUCAGGCGCUCCUCGGAAGACUAAUGUCUCUGAUGCCAGUCACCCCUUGGUACGUUCCUCACCUGUUCCCACAUACACAAAGCUCGCAGAACGCGCAUGCUGUACUCCAGGCUGUACCGGCGCCGUCCCGCCCGACUCUCCGUGGGGCCGAUGCGUAUUAUGUGGGCUCCAGCGGCUCAAGGCUCGCUUAGAUGCUUCUACGACUAAGUCACGGAAAGCUCGGGACGAGUCAAGCGCCACUGCCCAAGAACAGCCGCAGAAGGCGCACGACGAAUCGACGAAGGUGCAUUUAUCGUCGAAUAGGGAUGAUAGUAAGUCGGAAGGGGGAAAACAGAGUGAGAGUCUUGCCAAGAAGAUGGAACCCGACACCCCGACGAAGGACGACGCGCUUCGAAGGGCGGAGGACGUGGGAACCGCGACUGCAAAGAAGCAUCCUGAGUCACCCUCCAGUUCUUUGCUCCUAAAGUCGAGCAAGGGCCCGAUGACCGUUAUUCAAGACAAGUCAGAUCCAGGGGGAAUGCAAAUAACGAGUCCCGCUCGAGGAAAGUCGGUACUUACGAUCAAGCUGCCCACGAGUCCUGUGAAGGCAAAACCAAUACUGGCGGAGGAGCAUGUAGCGAGUCCUGUCAAGGCGAGGUUGGUUCUGGCGAAUAAGCAAGUUGCCAGUCCUGUUCACGAGAAGCCGCGCAAAGACCGACGAAGACCUAGUAAGGUUGAGGACCGCAUGCCCACGGCUCCUGUCCGCGAGCGGCUGAUCCUGCGGAUACCAGCGCGUCCUAGGCCUGCGAUAAAAACCAUAGAGACUCCAAAGGAAUCCUCAGUAUCGACAUCGAAGCCCAAUUCCCCUAGGAAACCUAUCAUUGUCGAUGCCGCCACGACCGCGGACCAAUCGACGGAGACAGUGCCUGCGCUGAGCACGGAGCCAACACCUGUAUCGACGGAGGUAUAUCAGUCUAGCGCAGUAGUUGCAGAAUCUUCUGCCACACCUGAUCACACACCCGACGCCCUCGUGGACGAUAAUGCUAUGGUAGUCGAUGAGGCAACUCCUGCCUCAAACACACCAGUCCGUGGAGAGGGUCUCGCUGACGGUAUAAAUACCCGCGAAUAUUUUCCCGCCGUCAGUGAUCCCACUUCCGAGCCAACACUUGAGUCUCUCCGUUCAGGACUCACCGAAAGUGUUGGGCCUCUUCUGCCAGAGAAGAGACCAUUUUCUGCCGCCUCACCAAUUUCGUCGUCUCCGCCUCCGGUUACGUCUUCGCCUCGCCCCAUGACACCAGCUAGUUCGAGCUCGCCGAUGGAUCUGCUGUCCUCCGCGGUACUCGCAUGGGAUAGCGACGACUCGGAUCUCACACCACUUGAAGACUCUAUGGACGAGAACGAGUCUGAAGUUGAUCGACUAGAGACUGACAAAAGCGACGAAAGCGACGAAGAACCUCUGCUCCUGGCUUAUACGAAGUCACGGCAUCGACGUCCACCUCGUCGACUCAAAGCAGAACCUCGUGUCUACUAUACUCGUUGUCAUGUCUUAGCCUGUCAGAACCUUAUCGUGCCGGGCAUACCUCGAAACAUGUGUGAACUUUGUCGCGAGCGCACCCACAAGUCGCGUAAGGCAGAGUCGCCUGCGAACCCAGAGCUUCCGCCAGGUCAUCGUCUCUGUGCGCUCCGAUGGUGCUACAAUAUUAUCCCACCCAUAUGGGAGUAUCGGUGGAAGAUGUGCGAGCCGUGCAGGACUCGGGCGCGCGAGCGAGAGCGACGGCGCAAGUUGCGACUGCUGGACAUCGACAACAGUAACGUUGCAUCGCUGUCGGGUUCGGGCGUUGGUGAACGCGAACAAGAACGGGCUCGCCGAUCACACUACCACAAGCGGGUGUAUACGGGGAACGACACCAAGAAUGACCAAUCAUCUGAUGGUCUUGCCGAGCGAGCGACACAGUAUCAGCAUCUUACCGCACUUCUUGACGCGCUUCGACUACGCUUCCAUACUUUUAUGCUGGGGCAAAUACAGUAUCUCCGGUUCAAAUUUCACAGUCACGCUCAAGAGAAUCCUACUUUUUUUGGUUUUGAUGGCGAGUACUCUGUCGUCGCGGAUCCUGCUGGGGGCAUUGUGGACGCUCUCGUGCAGGGCGUCGUCGGUGAGAUUCAAGCGGCUGUUGGCAUGGAUUUUCAGCGGGCUGGUAUCUUCAGAGGACCCGACUACAGCGUAGUCACCCGCUUUGGGUGCUUGCAUGAAGUCCAGGUCCCAGUGACGCAAGCCGAGGCACCCUCAUCAGGAGGAGCAGGACCUACGGAGAUGUCGGGACUGUUGGUGAAGCGGAUGGUUGGCGAGGCGGAGAUCGCUGUCUCAUGGGACCGGACGCACAAGUUCUUUCCUGGGCAAAGGAUUGUGGUGCGCUUCCGUCUGGUGGGAUAA